UUGCAGUCCUAUGGCCGGGUCUCCGUCGUGGGCUCACGCAGCAAUGGCCCGCUCGGGGCAACGGGAGGUCUCGAGCAGAGGGAGGUUCUGGUUGGGAGAGUCUAGGCAGGGGGCGGGCUUUGGUUUGCGGAGCUCCUUAUAUUCCGAUUGGGCACGGCAGCUGCCGAUCACGACGUCCAGGCCGUUCUGAAUCGAGCGGUCAGGUGGCAAACACUCUACAACCCCUGCAGAUAAUUACUAUCUGGCCCGAAGAAGGACCCUCCAGGUGGUGGUCAGCUCCUUGCUGACAGAGGCUGGAUUUGAGAGUGCUGAGAAGGCUGCCGUAGAAACGAUGACAGAGAUGCUCCAGAGCUAUAUUUCAGAAAUUGGGAGGAGUGCUAAAUCUUUCUGUGAACAUACUGCGAGGACGCAGCCGACUCUUUCAGAUAUUGUUGUCACCUUAGUUGAAAUGGGCUUUAAUGUGGAAACACUCCCUGCGUAUGCCAAAAGGUCCCAGAGGAUGGUGAUCACUGCACCACCUGUAACAAAUCAGCCUGUGACUCCAAAAGCCCUGAUAGCUGGACAGAACAAACCUCACCCAUCCCACAUCCCUGGCCAUUUCCCAGAAUUUCCAGAUCCUCACACUUAUAUCAAGACACCGACAUACCGGGAGCCUGUGCUGGAUUACCAGAUCCUACGAGAAAAGGCUGCCUCCCAGAGACGUGAUGUUGAAAGAGCUCUGACUCGCUUCAUGGCAAAGACAGGAGAGACACAGAGUCUUUUCAAGGAUGAUGUCAUCACUUUUCCUUUAAUAGCCGCCAGACCUUUUGCAAUACCUUACCUGACAGCUCUGCUUCCAUCUGAGUUGGAGAUGCAGCAGAUGGAAGAGACAGAUUCAUCUGAACAAGAUGAUCAGACGGACACAGAGAAUCUCCCCCUGCACGUGAGCACGGAUGAUUCAGGUGCUGAGAAGGAGAAUGCAUCAGUACUACAACACAACACAUCCCUUUCUGGCAGUCGGAAUGGAGAGGAGAACUUGAUAGACAAUCCCUACCUCCGCCCAGUGAAGAAACCCAAGAUUCGCAGGAAGAAGUGAAUUGUGACAAAUUGAUGGGGUGGACUGAGAGGCUCUCUGGUGGUCCCUGUGCUGUUGAGAUGCGGCAUAGGAAAGGCAGGAGAAUACUUCUGGUUGAGGGACAAAUGCAAAGGUGAUCUGCCUGUUUGGAUCUUUCCCCCAGCAAUUAGUUGUAAUUUAAAGUGAAGGCUAAAACACUGACCUAGAAACACUGAAUGUCAUGCAGGUUGAAAUCUGACCAUCUGCUCCAUGCAACAACUUGCAGUCCUUGUAGCAUCUCUUCAUCCUUCAGAUGGAACUUCCUUUUGAGGCCUGUCAGCAGUGCAAAAUGCUUCCUCACAUCUCACCAAGCCUCAUGGAACCUCAGAAGGAGACUCAUCCCUCCUUUUUCUGGUUGCUUGCAUUUUAUAUGUGCUGGUUAAACUGGGGUUCAGGCCACCUUGCUAAAUAUGACUGGUUUAGCUGGGAGGUGGCCUAAGGCACCAGUCUCACAGGUGUGCCUUUGCAAAAACUGAGGCGGUCCAGUUCUGAGUUUUCCAGGUCAGUGUGUACUUGGAGCUGAGGUUUUGAUCUAAUUCCGUCUCUUACGUUGGGAGAAUGGAAAUUCAACAGUAGUGUCAGAGUGAGAAGAGAGACUUCCCAGCAGAUCUGUCAACUGCAGCACUCAACAGCAAAUUGCAGCACUCGACAGCAAAUGUUCCCUUCUUCAAGUGCAUUUAUAGUUAAGCAUGUUGAUUGAGGCUCUUUUCUUUUCAGUUGGCCAAAAGUUCUUUGUGAGUCUUACUUUAUGACUCAGAGUCUUCAGUUUCCACUCACUUUAGCUGUACAGUGGAAGUAUUUUUACCUGCCUCUUGUCCCCAAGUUCUGUUUACAAAGGCUUAGUUCCUGUAUGUGUAUGAGGCAGGGGAAGGAAAGAAAAAAUCCACCCAGUGAAUCUCCUAGUGUCUUUGCUACUUGAUAUGUCAUCUAUAGAUUUUUCUCACAAGUAAAAAGUGCAUUGUGCAAAAAGUGUAACUGCUUCAAGAGGAUGAACUUCAGAGUUGGAGAGAGCACCUUUUCAUUACUUUUUAAAUGCCUCAGCACACUUUCACUUGAAAGCUUUAAGUGCCAUGAUUAUGCCAUUCCAGCAGCCUGAAUAGUGACUCUGCAACAGCAGCUGUUUCAUGAUGUCAUUGAGAUUUGUGGCUUCAUCAUCAACUUGGCACAGAAUCUUUAGAUGGAAAUGAGUGUAUGAAAGCCUCUUUCACAUGAGCUUUUAAGUUAUGAAAUAAUAACAGACAGUUAUUGUGGCCCAAUAAUAUCUUCUGCUGUUUCCCAGCAUUCAUUUGAUUACUAUCCAUAUACACUGAUGGAAAAAUACAAUGAGUGUUGGCAUUUCUUGCAGAUUUCCCCAUAGCAGGUUUCUUACUUAGAAAGGAAGGGUGCAUCCCUUACUCAGCUUUCUCGGUACUUAAGAUGUUUUUGGUUUUUUUUAAACUUCUUGCGUAUUCAGCUAAAGAAGGGCUCUAACGUUUGUUAAUAAUAUGUUGAUGUGCAGGAGGAAAAAACUGAGCAGUGACCACCAUCUUUACCACUGGAAGUACACAUUAAACAAAGGAAGCAUGUGUGCUUUUGCUCCAUUCUAGAGUAAAGUAGUGUGAGUGCUCGCAUGGUGGGCGGCCGGGGGGGGGAUGUUUGCUAAUCUCUCCUUUGCUGUGAAGUGCUCUGUGACUCUGAAAAUAUGUUCCUGAGGGUUGUACAGCCCUCAUUUUUUUUUUUUUUUUGGUGGGGCAGUCACAGAGUGCUUCAGAGAGAAGAGGAGAUCAGCAAAAAUCCCUCGCCUGUGUGAGCACCUGCACAGCAAAUGGAUGCAUGCUUCCUUUGCUGUACCUGUGCUUUGUUAAUCAGGUUAUCGACCAAUAUUUCUACUCCUAAUGACUGCAAGCAGAGUUUGCCUUUCUAAGCCCUGUUCCAUAAUAUUCUGUUGGUUAAAGAGACCGCUUGACUUGCUCAGUGUUCAUUUCCUUUCCCCUUCUGUCUAGUCUGAGGGUUUAAACUGGAGUUGGACAUUCUGGUAAUUCCAUUAUUGUGAUUCUUACAGUUGGUGCUAUGUAUCCUUUUGGAUCAGCUGGUGUAGGAAUGCUUUAUUUUGCUAUUAAGGAAAAACACAACACACGGGCAAGAUUAUUCUACCCAGGGAAAACUUGGAACACCCCCCCCCCAAGCCAUUUUCUUUGGCCAAAAGAUUCUAGAGAUGCCAUUGUAAUAAUUGCUGAUGUACUUGUAUAGAGAAAUGUAAAUAAGAGACAAUUGUAUAUUUAUAUAUAUAUAUAUAUAUAUUUUGGCCACUGGUUACACUUUUUUGACAAUUUUAAAAAGAGUAGCCCAGAAGAAGAAACAAAGUAGGGUGAGAAUAGUUUUUAUUUUUUCAGUUCAUAAUAAAACUGUGCCUGCAUAAGCCAAA
Messenger RNA from Hemicordylus capensis (graceful crag lizard), 3497 nucleotides. It is a transcript of the gene TAF8, whose product is annotated as TATA-box binding protein associated factor 8. Gene Ontology annotation, molecular function: protein heterodimerization activity. Gene Ontology annotation, cellular component: transcription factor TFIID complex. The transcript has 8 exons. The record is from RefSeq and is a predicted model, not a curated record. Bases 332 to 1075 code for a protein of 247 amino acids. NCBI's taxonomy places the organism in Eukaryota, Metazoa, Chordata, Lepidosauria, Squamata, Cordylidae. Gene Ontology annotation, biological process: transcription initiation at RNA polymerase II promoter.